This is a messenger RNA of Staurois parvus, 444 nucleotides long. The record is from the annotation of a GenBank genome assembly. Lineage: Eukaryota; Metazoa; Chordata; Amphibia; Anura; Ranidae.
GGCUCCUCCCCUUCAGUCUUGGACUGGUGUACUGACUCCUCCCCUUCAGUCUUGCACAGGUGUACUGACUCCUCCCCUUCAGUCUUGCACAGGUGUACUGGCUCCUCCCCUUCAGUCUUGCACAGGUGUCCCGGCUCCUCCCAUUCAGUCUUGCACAGGUGUCCGGCUCCUCCCCUUCAGUCUUGCACAGGUGUCCCAGCUCCUCCCCUUCAGUCUUGCACAGGUGUAGUGGCUCCUCCCCUUCAGUCUUGCACGGGUGUACCGACUCCUCCCCUUCAGUCUUGCACAGGUGUACCAGCUCCUCCCCUUCAUUCUUGCACAGGUGUACCGGCUCCUCCCCUUCAUUCUUGCACAGGUGUACCGGCUCCUCCCUCUUCAGUCUUGCACAGGUGUACCGGCUCCUCCCCUUCAGUCUUGCACAGGUGUACCGGCUCCUCCCCUUCA